UAAACAGACGCCAUCUAAUCUUUAGCAAAAAGGAAAAAUAACAACAACCAAACUAACGGUAAACAGUUGUAUCUUAAGCCUGCAGUUAGAAGUUUUAUAAAACACGCGCCACCGAGCGCGUGGAAACGAUGGAUAGCCUGCCGAACCCGCGAGUAUUAUAGAAUACGAGUGUUGCUUGCGACUAUGAUCAAUAAUCAAAGGCCAAUCAAGGCAACACAAUUGGUCAAAGCGAGUUGAGAAUUUGGGGAUGGACGCUAUGGUACGGUUGACGACGACACUUGCCAUAACCAUCUCCCUUCUCUCAACCUUCGCAAACAUCGCUCUCACCUUCGACGGCGGCGGCGACACCAAACAACAACCAACUCUCUGCGGAGAACUCGUUCUCCCCGCCGGUUACCCUUGCUCCGAACAUGUGAUUCAAACAAAGGAUGGUUUCUUGUUAGGUCUUCAGCGUGUGUCUUCUUCUGCGAGUAUUGGUUAUCAUGCUCGAGAAUCAAGACCUCCGGUUCUGCUUCUACAUGGCCUAUUCAUGGCAGGUGAUGCAUGGUUUUUAAAUACACCAGAACAAUCAUUGGGCUUCAUCCUUGCGGAUCAUGGUUUUGAUGUUUGGGUCGGAAAUGUGCGUGGAACACGUUGGAGCCAUGGCCAUAUAUCUUUAUCAGAGAAGAAUAGGCAUUUUUGGGAUUGGAGCUGGCAGGAAUUAGCCCUGUAUGAUCUUGCAGAAAUGAUCAAUUUUAUUAAUUCAGUGACAAACUCAAAGCUAUUUGUUGUUGGGCAUUCACAGGGGACGAUUAUAUCUUUGGCUGCUUUUACUCAACCUGAGAUAGUAGAAAAGGUGGAAGCAGCAGCUCUUCUAUCUCCAAUAUCAUACUUGAAUCAUGUUAGUGCACCUAUGGUACAAAGAAUGGUAAAGAUGCACAUUGAUCAGGUAUUUCUUGCUGCUUUCUAUUAUUUUUCACAGUCAAAGUUGAUAUUUAAUAUGAAAUUGAUUGCUGGUUUUGUUCAGAUGAUUGUUACAAUGGGUGUUCAUGAACUGAACUUCAAAAGUGACUGGGGAGCCAAUCUCUUGGUUUCCUUAUGCGAUACGCGUCUAAGUUGCAGUGACAUGCUGUCAUCCAUUACAGGAAAGAAUUGUUGCUUCAAUGAGUCACGCGUGGCUUAUUAUCUUGAACAAGAACCUCACCCAUCAUCCUCCAAAAACUUGAACCACCUUUUCCAGAUGAUCCGCAAAGGUACUUUCUCCAAGUAUGAUUAUGGAAAGCUUAGAAAUCUAAAAGAGUAUGGCAACAUCAAACCACCUAAAUUCGAUCUCAGCCGCAUACCCAAGUCACUGCCUUUGUGGAUGGCUUAUGGGGGAAAUGAUGCUUUAGCAGAUAUAACUGAUUUCCAGCACACACUUGAAGAACUGCCAUCCACACCAGAGGUGGUUUAUCUUGAAAAGUAUGGUCAUGUUGACUUCAUUUUAAGCUUGCAAGCAAAACAAGAUCUUUAUGACCCUAUCAUCAAUUUUUUCAAUUCAAUGGGGAAAGUUAGUAGUAUUUAAAGCUCGUUUCUUUCCAUUAAGAUGAAUGUAAGAUACAGUGGAGUUCCUCCACUUUGAUCUUCUGCCUGUAAAUAAUAUGAUGAUGACAGAUCCCACUUGUCUGGCUUAAAGAGAAGGGAAAUUGAAAUGCUGUUAGACCUUGCGUGAUUCA
This is a messenger RNA of Lathyrus oleraceus (garden pea), 1694 nucleotides long. RefSeq names its product triacylglycerol lipase 1. Gene Ontology annotation, molecular function: hydrolase activity, acting on ester bonds. The record is from RefSeq and is a predicted model, not a curated record. Gene Ontology annotation, biological process: lipid metabolic process. NCBI's taxonomy places the organism in Eukaryota, Viridiplantae, Streptophyta, Magnoliopsida, Fabales, Fabaceae. The coding region runs from base 248 to 1543 and encodes 431 amino acids. The transcript has 8 exons.